Messenger RNA from Cygnus atratus (black swan), 1143 nucleotides. Its product is annotated as E3 ubiquitin-protein ligase makorin-2-like. Gene Ontology annotation, molecular function: metal ion binding; ubiquitin protein ligase activity. Lineage: Eukaryota; Metazoa; Chordata; Aves; Anseriformes; Anatidae. The transcript is spliced from 7 exons. The record is from RefSeq and is a predicted model, not a curated record. Gene Ontology annotation, biological process: protein polyubiquitination. Bases 1 to 1143 code for a protein of 380 amino acids.
AUGGGGCUGGCCCCAGCCCCUGGCCAUGCAGCUUCUCCCCUCGGCAGGGAUUUUGCCCGCGGAUCCUGCCGGCGGGGCCGGAGCUGCCGCUUCUCCCACGACAGAAAGUCGGCCCCGGUGUGCCGCUACUUCCAGAGCAGGGCCUGCGGCUACGGCGAGCGCUGCAGCUACCAGCACGUCCAGGAGGAGCCGGUGCCGGCCAGGAGCCGCCACAGCCCCAUGCCCAGCGUGGCCCCCGGCCGCCAGGGCUGGAGGGGAGCCUGGCGCGCCUCGGUCCCCGCUGUCCCCAGAGCGACGCGGGCGGCCUUCGGGCUCCCAAACGUGGAGGUUGAGGAGGAAGAGGAUGAUAAAGAGAACGUCCCAGCGCUGAACAACCCCCCGGGGCCAGCUGUCCAUGAGGAAUUCAUCCCCGCAGGAGCUCGGAGAGCUGCAGGCUCCCACCCGCGAGGUCUGGGACUGGAUCCAAACUCCCCUGACCCCAGAGAGGCGGCGGCGGAGACGGCGACGUGGGCUGAGUGCUCGGAGGUCCCCGCGGAGCAGGGCGCUGCGGCAGCCCCGGUCCCUGCUGCGGUGCUGAGGGCGCGCAGCAAGGCCGUGGUGUGCGGGAUCUGCAUGGAGCGGGUGUACGAGAAGGCGCUGCCGGAGGAGCGGCUCUUCGGGAUCCUCCCGAACUGCGGCCACGCGUUCUGCCUGGGCUGCAUCCGCACGUGGCGCCGCAGCCGGGACUUCCAGAGCACGGUCAUCAAGGCCUGCCCGGAGUGCCGGGUCACCUCCAGCUACUACAUCCCCCACAAGUACUGGGUCUCGGAUGCGGGCGAGAAGGAGCAGCUCAUCGAAAGCUUCAAGGCGCGGACGGGGAAAAUCAGGUGCAAGUUCUUCAUCCAGAACCGCGGCCGCUGCCCGUUCGGGUCGGACUGCAUCUACCUGCACGAGCUGCCCGGUGGCCGGCCACCACGGCGCAGUCUGCAGCGGCCAGGGAUGAGAGCUGAGCUCAACCCCUCUCCCUCGGAGAGCUCGGACGAGGAGCAGGAUGACUUCUGCCUGCUCGAGUGGGCUGUCACCAGGGCCUUGCUGGAGGUGGACUUCCUGUACUCGAGCUACGGCCACGAGAUGCUCCUCGGGGACUCCAGUGACUCAGACUAA